AGAGGGGCGCUGAUAACACGAAGAUAUCAACUGGUUGACGGGAAAGUACAGGUGGUGUCAAUAAACAAAUUGCGAUAAGAGCCGCCUCGGCUUUCACAUUGCCCUUCCAUUCAGGAGUCUGAUAAUGAAAUCUGCUGUGAUCGGAACGAAUUUUUUCAUUGUUGUCGUGGAGAUGAUAAAAGUCCUUUUUUAAUGGUUAUCUUCAAGUGGGACUCAAAGUCAAGGUUUGUGAAAAAUUUUCGGACAUGCUGCAGAUACGCGUGGAUUGUCAUAUUCGGUACGGUCACACUCCUCCUCUUGGUGCUGACAAUCCGAAAGGUGGAUCCCGAUAAUCGGAAAGCGGAUCCUGAGUUGCGGAUGAUUGCCCCACAAAUCGCUCAAAUGACGCAAGGAUGCAAAGCCUAUCAGUGUUCUGUGAUUUGCGUGAAUGCAACCGAUUUGAACCUUGAAAUGCAGGAAGCGAUUUUGGAAACCGGAUGUAAAAAUAUCGACACAUUGCACAUCGAUCGUCACACAUUCACUAAUGGAAACCUAGUAAAACAUUGGACCCAGAUUUCGACAAGUUUCUAUGAAGUGCUUAUAACCAACAGCAAUUUGGAUUACAUCAUGCCAGAGGCCUUCGACAGCGAUGAAUUCACGCAGACAUUCAGCCUUAGCCUGGAGGGUAUACCCCUGACAGCACUGGAAGGAAGUGCAUUGCUCGGACUACCAAAGCUAGAGACGCUUUCCAUCAACGCCCCAAUCGACCAUAUCAGUCGAGUAUUCUUCCAACCGAUUCGAGCUAGUCUGAAAACCCUCAAGCUCACAAGGAUGACCGAUGCCAUACAAUUCAACGACCUGUUUGGAGUGAGUAACAUGUCUAGGUUGGAGGACUUGGAUCUAAGCAACAAUCACUUCUACAAGCCACUCACUUUGGUAGGAUUUCUGCAUCUAUCCAACGUACGUUAUUUAGAUUUGUCAAGGUCCGAAAUCAGUGUCAUAGGUAGAAGUGCAUUUGAGCCUAUCAAGAAUACCUUGAAGUUUUUGGACCUAUCACAUAAUAAUUUAACGACAUUGGGUCCUGGUACACUGGAUGGCAUUCUUGAAUCUAGGAAGACCUACAUCUAUUUGAGAGAGAAUUACUGGAUUUGUGAUUGCAAUCUAGCUCCAUUGGUAAAAUAUUACAACCAGUACUCUGAGGUUUUCCUUGACCUACCGAUUUGUCAUGCACCCCAAAUUUUCUACGGCGAGGACAUCAUUUCAGUGGAGAUGUGCGAGGUAUCAACAUAUUUCACCGAAGAUUCGUCCUUCAACCAAGAGGUUGAAGUAACAUCCCUUGAAACUACAGAUAAAGAGAGAUCAUCUAUGGGUUUUGAGAAAGUCGAGAGUACGCUAGUGGAGAUUCAAUCAACCAGCAGUCCAGGGUCAAAAGUUACUUGCGCGGAACGACAGAAAAAUUCUUCUACUUCGCUUGCGGGAGCAAUUCAGUACAUGCAUCUGGAUCCACCCUCUCAUGAAUUCAGCUUAACGUACCUAGGGGACAAAUCUGUAGAAGUCGACGUAGCGGCUAUUAAAGACCAAGUGACAAUUCUAUGGUUCAACGACCCAGAUAUCUAUGGCGUAUUCACAAGCACAAACGACGAUUUUGGAUGCAUAGGGCAAUCCAAUGGCUCAAUUGUUAUAAGGAACCUUCAUCCCAACGUUUCGUACACAUUUUGCCUAAUACCUAAAGGAAAAGUUGCAAUUUCACCAUUUAAUUGUCUUCCUUUCUAUAUUCCUUUGGAGCCAAUUGAUACCUGCGACGGUUGGCUGAAUACGACUAAUAAACAAGUUGUUGUCAUUCUGGCGUGCAUAGUCCUAGUCAUCAGCUUUGGGAUAGGAGCAGCAAUUUCUUAUAUAGCUAUCAGGAACUUCCCACAAAUAUUGAAGGGCAACAAAAGAGUUUUGGUGGUGAAAAAAGAGAAACCAGACACAAGUCCAACAGUCUCUAGUGUAUCUGAGAGUAUAGAUAAAAGAAACCUAAAGAGAAUGGCGCCACCACCGCCGUACAAGAAAUUCUCUGAGGAAGACAGUUCAUACGAAAUACCAAUUGAGGUUGCUGAAAACGAAUAUCUCGAUCAGUUCCAGCGUUGCUAUUCCGAACCACUUCCUGAGGGAACACCAGAGAUACCACCACCCCUACCAAAGAGGAAUUCUGAACAGAUUUAUUGCAGUGCAGCUAACCGAGAUAAGCUUACAAAAAGGAGUAUUUGAUGAUGGUGGUGGGUAGUGAAGUAAAAGUGGGUUUUAUAACAAAAGGAGUUAAAUAGUAAUAGCCAAAGAACCGAAAUUGAAAUAGAAUAUAUCUAGAUUAUAAUAUGAUAGAAUCCAAUUUUGAAACAUACAGCGAAACAGCGGAGAAAGUAGCAGUAUUUCCUCAGG
Messenger RNA from Hermetia illucens (black soldier fly), 2400 nucleotides. RefSeq lists its product as uncharacterized. The transcript is spliced from 4 exons. Gene Ontology annotation, molecular function: protein binding. Lineage: Eukaryota; Metazoa; Arthropoda; Insecta; Diptera; Stratiomyidae. The record is from RefSeq and is a predicted model, not a curated record. The coding region runs from base 193 to 2232 and encodes 679 amino acids.